Anoplophora glabripennis (Asian longhorned beetle) is the source of this 1413-nucleotide messenger RNA. Its product is annotated as inactive pancreatic lipase-related protein 1-like. Gene Ontology annotation, molecular function: carboxylic ester hydrolase activity; lipase activity. Lineage: Eukaryota; Metazoa; Arthropoda; Insecta; Coleoptera; Cerambycidae. The record is from RefSeq and is a predicted model, not a curated record. Gene Ontology annotation, biological process: lipid metabolic process. The coding region runs from base 1 to 1413 and encodes 470 amino acids. The transcript has 11 exons.
AUGGUAGCUUUCCUUUCUGACAACAUCAUACUUAUAGGAAUGAACAAAGAUGACUCAAACGGUGGUGAAGGUUCGGCUAGAAAAUGUUUCGACGAGAUUGGUUGUUUAGAAACAAAUUCGAGGUGGUAUGAUAAGAAACUGCGGCCAAACAAUCUCCCUCCAUUCGACAGACACAUUAUAAAGACAGACUUUUUACUGAUUAAAAUUAAUAAAUCGAAUUCAGAAAAUUUGCUGUAUAACAAUAUGUUGGCAAAGCUUAGCUCCAUUGAAUCUGCUGGAUAUAACAGAAAUUCCGACAUUAUAAUUUUGAUACAUGAUUUUACUGCCAAUGGAUAUACCGGAUGGAUCAAACAUUUGGCGAAGAUACUAUUAGAUAAAUCAUCCCAUCUUAAUGUGAUAUCAGUAGACUGGCAAAGAGGUGCUGACCCACCAUACGACCAAGCAAUAUCAAAUGCAAGAGUUGUGGCUUUGGAAGUGAUCCAAAUGUUAAAAGAAAUUAAAGAACAAGGCAAAGCCAAUCUUGAUAAAGUACACAUCAUUGGCCAUGGUGUAGGGGCUCACAUUGCAGGUUAUGUAGGCGCUACAUACAGCGGCAUUAAAAAAAUUACAGGACUCGAUCCAAGCGGUCCUAGGUUUGAGGGUAUGCCAGAUGUUGUGAGGCUUAAUCCUGCGAAUGCCAGAUACGUUGAAGUACUUCACACCGAUGCUUCCGACGAUAGAAGUCAAGGGACUAGAGAAGCAAUGGGACACAGUGAUUUUUAUAUCAACAAUGCUGUUGCACAACCCAACUGUCCUGUAAACAAUUCCUUUCCCAAACUACUCGCAAUCGAAAGAAAUUCCUUGAAUGGUGGGGAAAUAUCUCCUGGAUGUAGUCAUAAGAGGGCGUUUAAAUAUUUUAUAGAAUCUUUGGCUAGUAAUGAGUGCGUAUUUCUAGGAAUUAAAUGUAAUAGUUAUGAAAACUUCAAUGAGGGUAAAUUGUACGUAUACAAAGUCACAGUUUUUGUAAAAGCGGGAGAUACUACUUAUUAUGGAUUCUUUGAUUUCAUUUUAGUGGAUGAUGAGACUCGUGUAGCAAAAGCUGAACUGAAGGAUCCAAUUUCUAACCAAAGAUAUUAUAAAAGCGGCAUAGGCAAUACGUACAUCUAUUAUGUACAAUCACCAAAACUCCAAAAACUAAAAGAAGCCAAAGUUAGGUGGAACGAGAAAAAGAAAAUAUAUUGUUUCAUAUACUGCAGGCAGGUGAUAGAUGUUGAGAAAAUUGUUUUUAAGUUUCUCGGUACUGGAAAACAGGAUGAUCGGGAAGAAGAAAACUUAUGUCCACCAAACAAACAAACCGAGAUAGAAAACGGUUCUUACAGCACAUUCGUGGCUUGCAAAGGCACACCACGGUCCUCCAAAAAUUCGACAGGAUGA